AUGGAUCAAUCGUCGCCCACCACCCGCCCACGGACAACCUCUCGCGCCUUCAGUCACAAGUCCGACCACAGUCGCAGCAGCAAGCACGAGGUUUUGGUUGACAACCCUGUCGAGAAGCAGCGCCGCGAUAGCUUCUGGAAGGGCGGGUCCAAGGCCAACCCAAAUGCUGCCAUCAACGAAGCCCAGCCUGGAGGUGUCUUUCCCGUCACCCCCGCUGACCCCAACAAAGAUGCCGCCGUCUUGGAGAAGUCGACCCUCGAGUCGCUCCGCCACGUCCAACAUAAAGAUAGUAAUGGUAAUGUAAUCACCGAACCCGAUCUUUCGAAUCCUACUCGCCCUCGCUGGGAAAGACCUCUCGAUACCAUCAGAUCAUUUGAAAGAGCCAUUGAUGGUGGAUACAAGCGUCGUUCCGUUAGCAGAUCUGAAAGCUACACUUAUAACAACAACGACCAGAGCCGUAGAAGCAGCUACUAUGGUGGCAACAACUACGAGAACGGCUCACAAUACGGCGGCGGUCACUACGCGUCGCGUCGUCAGGACGGUUACUCUGAUGCCGGUGUCCCUGGAGCACCCUCCAGCCGUAACCAAUAUCAGAGACGCAUGAACUCGAGUCGCUCCAACAGCGCAUACGGAUUCUACCCUCAGCAUGGUUACAACGACUCGUACGAGGCAAACGGCCACCACAGCGACAGUACCGGACCCUGGGCCAACUCGACAGACCCCAGCAGCGAGAACAGCUCCCUUGACCGCGCCAAUGGCGUCCCUAAGCAGACUGACCCUUACGGUCACGAUAUCUACAAUGGACCUCCGAUCAUGGAGGAGUAUGCUAGCGACUCGGAUGGAGGUUACGGAAUGUCCUACGGCCACAGAAACGGAGCACCGGGUGGAAACCCAGCUGCACACUCCCAGGCGCCUCCUGUCCGCGCACCCAUCAAGCUCAGCGGUGGCGACAACGCGUUGGCCUCCCAGGGUGGAAGCCUGCCACCUACCACACGACCUGUCGCAACAAAAGAGGAGAAGAAGAAGGGUUUCUUCAAGAAGCGAUUCAGCAAGGGUUGA
Aureobasidium namibiae CBS 147.97 is the source of this 1059-nucleotide messenger RNA. RefSeq lists its product as uncharacterized. The record is from RefSeq and is a predicted model, not a curated record. Bases 1 to 1059 code for a protein of 352 amino acids. NCBI's taxonomy places the organism in Eukaryota, Fungi, Ascomycota, Dothideomycetes, Dothideales, Saccotheciaceae. The transcript has 5 exons.